Molecule: messenger RNA, 738 nt
Organism: Trichosporon asahii var. asahii CBS 2479
Lineage: Eukaryota; Fungi; Basidiomycota; Tremellomycetes; Trichosporonales; Trichosporonaceae
Exons: 5
Coding region: 1-738 (245 amino acids)
Source: RefSeq, a predicted model, not a curated record
AUGAUUCGCUCCAACCCCACUGCCAUUCCCCUCCGCCCCUCCGACGUCAAGGCCCUCCAGGUCGAGCUCGAGCGCCGCCGCCAGCAGCCGCAGGAGCAGGAGACGCAGAGCCAACGUACCGAGCGCGGGGACAACGGCAACGAGUCCUUGACGGAGCGCGCACCGCGGCAGGUCAUGGAGCAGCCGCCGCGUGACAACCGUACCGUGCAGGAGCGUAUUGGCCUGUGCAUAGGUCGGUCGCCGCUGCACUGGCGCACUGGGAAGACACUACUGCGACGCGUAUCGCCGCCAGGUGACGCAACAUGGCCGACGCGACCUCCACCUUCAAAACUCAUCUGGAACCAAACCACCGUGAUCUUCCUCCUUUCGCACAACAAACCAUCAAACAACAAUGGCAAGCUCACUUCACCACGUCACGUUCCACCUGUGGAAGUGCGCUGUGCUCCUGACGGUGCCGGAGAGGACCUCAAGACGCAGCUGAUCCCGGCACUGAAGCCUUUGGCCGACUCGCUUCCCGUUCCGCCACCGACAAGUGAGGACGACAUCGAGCUCUGGGAGGAGACGCCAGACGGGCCCGAGGACAUCGACAAGCUUGAGACCAACCUCUCUGUCGCUGGGAUGGGAUGGCCGCGCUUCAAGACGAUAUUCGUGUCUCUCCGCAACGAGUCCGGCAACUUCGACCGGCCAGUGUACACCGUCCCAGACCCGGAGGACGGCGACGAGGACGGCGCCGCUUAG